Messenger RNA from Cryptomeria japonica (Japanese cedar), 876 nucleotides. RefSeq names its product RING-H2 finger protein ATL74. The coding region runs from base 70 to 600 and encodes 176 amino acids. The record is from RefSeq and is a predicted model, not a curated record. The transcript has a single exon. Gene Ontology annotation, biological process: protein ubiquitination. NCBI's taxonomy places the organism in Eukaryota, Viridiplantae, Streptophyta, Pinopsida, Cupressales, Cupressaceae. Gene Ontology annotation, molecular function: transferase activity.
ACGGGGGGUCUAUAAUCUUUUUGUCUUGAUUCUUACAAGAGAAGUGAAGGGAAUCUCCGGGGGUUGAAUAUGGGAGGAGAAGUAGCUGUAGAGGUCGCUAGAUCUCUUACAAUGGGCGCCUCAAACCAGAUUGAGAACACCGACAUGAGUUCUGACAUGCAUGAAAACUCUGCAGUUGGGAUCGCUGUGUUUCUCUGUGCAUUGAUAUCUUUACUGGGUUUUCUGUUAAUCCUGCCAUGGAAUAGCAUCAGGAGGUCACAUGAACGCCGCAUGGCAGAAAGACUGGCAAAUACCGGAUUGAAGAAAGAGUACAUAAAAGCACUGCCCUGUGUUAUCUACAGCAAAGUGAGAUCAGUUCUGGAUGUUGCAGAGUGCCCCAUCUGCUUGGCAGAGUUUGCAGAGGGCGAAAUUUUAAGAGUUUUGCCAAAGUGCAGGCAUAGUUAUCACAAGGAUUGUGUGGAUAGAUGGCUUGUUUCACACUCGUCUUGUCCCUCUUGCAGGCAUUCUCUUGUUCAGAGCACAGAAAGAAUAGAGAAAGAAGAUGGGAAUACAGAUAGCAAUUGUACUGGUUUUGAAAUAGAAUGUAUCGUAAAUUCAUAGCUAUGGAAACUGGAAAUAUGGGCAUAACUUUUUGGCUGUGUUGACGAUGGUGGGCAUAACUUUGGCUGUGUCUGUCAACAGUUUGCAAAGCCAUUAAAACGUGUUUGAGGUGAAAAGGCUCCUUGUCUGCUUGGCCCUGUCACAAAGAGGGCUUUUCACUGUAUAUGUAUGCUAUAAUAUGACUCUGUUAUUUAUAUAAACUUGUAAUUUUUUUUUUAAUUAUAUCGUGCUGCUUGUGUUUUUUUUAACAAUAAAAUACAAAUUUAUUUUCCUUCA